Molecule: messenger RNA, 799 nt
Organism: Megalopta genalis
Lineage: Eukaryota; Metazoa; Arthropoda; Insecta; Hymenoptera; Halictidae
Source: RefSeq, a predicted model, not a curated record
UUCGUUAAACGUUCCACGAUGGAUCCGCGAACGUUCAUUUUCGUUGUGAUUUUCGUCGGUUUCGGCAUAUUCAUCAACAUCGUUAUCACCAAUCCAAUCGCAAUACCUGAAGAAAUUUCAUCCGACAUAAUAAAAAUUCUCCUGGAUUGCAAGCAUUCGAACAAUGAAACGUACAUGGCGUGCUAUAAAAGAGAGAAGCGGAACUUGUAUUCUCAUAAUAUAGAUCAUAGCUGCAUGAAGCCAUGUAUAGAGGAUUGUAGAAGGAGGACCAGACAAGUGCCCCUAGUCUGUGAAAAUAAUUGUAAACAUUGUUUAAAAAAAGUAACGCAUCGUCAAAUUAAUAUUACUGAUACCGAAAUUGAAAUACCAUGUAAUCACGAGAAUUGUACUAAGGUUAAACCUGAGCAAAAUAAACCAGUGACAGUCAAUUAUACUACUCAUAUCCACAUUCAUAAUCACCUCAACACCAGUUCUGCAUUGCCUGAUAAACCACAAUGUCCAUGCUAUUUUGUUACUUGGCAGCCAUGCUACUGUCGCCCCACAUAUCAAAUAUGCCAAUAUCAGACUCAAUGGCCCUGCGUACCAUACGGUGGAAUGCAACAAAUAAUAGAACCGAUUCGGCUUGCUCCUAUUCAGAUGGUGCCAGUCAUCACGGGAGGAUCAUACCUAAAUUGUGUAUCCAAUAUUUGUAAUCCUGCUAUAAGAAACUGACAUAUAUUCGUAGAUUUAUAGAACCUAAUAUAUAUAUCUAUCAACGAAAAUAAAAGCAAGUUAAAUAAAACUGAUUAAAACAAACCUA